AAAAGCACUGAUCGUUCCAUCACAGAGGUAUUUUCUUUUCCAGGCAAACAUGAAGAAAGACAAGAUGAACACGGGUUCAUUUCCAGAUGUUUCACAAGGAAAUACACGCUGCCUCCUGGCAUUGAUGCAGCCGUGGUCCGAUCGUCACUUUCCCCAGAUGGCAUGCUGACAGUGGAAGCACCCUUGCCCAAACCAGCCAUUCAGUCUGCAGAGAUCACAAUCCCAGUCACUUUCGAAGCCCAUGCCCAGAUCCCUCCAUCGGAUGUCAAGAAGCCUGAGGAGGCCACCAAGAAAUAAAGAGCUCUCGAAAUUCACAAGUCUGGUAUAGAAAAUGGGCAUUUAAAAUCUCCCAUAUAUUCCAUUUUGUAAAGACAUCACUGUAGUCAGGCUUCCAAAUAAAACUCUAAAACCCCUAUA
Molecule: messenger RNA, 417 nt
Organism: Python bivittatus (Burmese python)
Lineage: Eukaryota; Metazoa; Chordata; Lepidosauria; Squamata; Pythonidae
Source: RefSeq, a predicted model, not a curated record